CAUAUCUCCCAGUUAAAACGUUAACGAAAAUAUUAAUUAUUAAAAAAUUUCUCAAGCCUUUUAUAUUAUUCGUGCAUUUUUCUAAUUUUAUGGUAUGUAUAUGUACCAAUUAUGUAUAUGGUGUGCCGAAGCGUAAAGAUAAAACUUUCACGAUGGAUAAAGUCAAGCUCCAUGAGCGUUUCUAUUAGAAUUUCUUAAAGCGCGCUAAAAGAUCGCAAAGUUUCAUUUCUCCCUGCAUCGUGGGAUCAUCCGAUGGAUGACGUCCGACGCGGCACUAACGAGUCGCCUCAACAUCGAUUCGCGCAUCGCUGAGGAAUGUUUUUCACCUUGUCUCGCGCAAAGACAUUCUACGAUGAAUCUGUAGACAGGACGAAGAGUUAGCGAGCUAACGAGGGCGAGAUGAACAGAAAAAGAGAAAGAGACAAGAAAAGAAACGAGAGAAGAAGAGAAGAGGCAAGGGGAGACGGAUAAAACAAUUGGAUCAAAAUUAGAGCGUUAAACAAAUAAGAUUUAAUCAAAUCCGCUGUGACAUGAAAAUUUACGUAAGAAGGAUCAGAGGUUGUACAUCGCUGCAAAAAUGAGAAUCAUUACUAUAUCUGGCACGUGUACGUGUGUAGCCGUGAAAAAUGAGCUAACAAAAUUAGAGGAGAGGAAGAGGAGGAUUAAGAGGGCGAGAAAAAGAAUUGGGUCGCAAUAGAGAGUAGAAAAAGCCACGAGGGUAAAGAGAGAAAGACAGGGACGGAGAGAGAGGGACGUUCUUCCCGAUUCUUUAAAUAAGCACCGCGUAAUACUCCGUCGUCUAAAUAUAAUCCACCCGGCGAGCAGCCGUCGAGCGAGACGCGUUCAAGUCCGGCACGUUCGGAGCGGAGAAGGAAGACAGAGAGGAGUGAUUUGUGCCGACCCGCGCGAAGGCGGCGGAGAACCGCCAGCGGUCCGCCAACUCGCGAACCGCGGGAGCGCGCGAGGGCGCCCGGGGGAUGAGCGGAGACCAGCGGGGUGGUGACUCGAAGAAGAAGCUUUUGGCCGGCAGUCAGUGGGUCAGGGCGCCAAGUCGCAUUCCACGAGGCUGCUGUGACUCUCGAGGCGUUCGUCGGCUUUGUAAAUUCACCGUUUUUCUGUGUGUACACUCGCGAGUUCGUUGCGCGAGUACGCGCUACACCUAGUCAUUCUUCUUCCGGUGGAGGGUGCAAAAGUACGUAACGCGCAGCGAGACUGCUCGCUGGAAAAAUAAAAUCCGUCGUCGCGUGUCGUUUCGUUGACCAGCGAAACCAUGGUGUGUAACUCCGCGAGUUCCUCGUGCACGGCGGAAGUAGACAGGGACGCGACAUUGAAGCAGGCUCUGGAGGAAUUGCUCAAGUGUAUGCUGAGAGUCUGGUGUAGGGAGAGCCAGGCCCUGGCGAGAUUCGGUGGGACGACCACAGAAAGCGACAAGAGGGUAAUCAUGAAACGUGAAGCGGGCGGCGAAUUUGGAUUCCGCAUUAAUGGUUCCAAGCCCGUGGUGGUUUCCGUGAUCGAGCCAGACACGCCCGCGGAAAAUUCCAGUCUCGAGGUUGGCGACAUCAUAAUAUCGGUGAACGGCAGAAGCGUCAUGGAUGCCACGCAUUCGGAGAUCGUAAGAUUGGCACAUUCUGGCUCGGACAUCCUGGAACUCGAAGUGGCAAGAACCUGCAACGUGUUGGCGCCGCGCGUCCCGCGCACGGGGGCAAAAGAAGGCGUCCAAGAGGCACCUCUUUGCUCGGGUUACUUGUGGAGAAAGUCCUCGAGCACAGAGAAAUGGGUUCGAAGAUGGUUUGCUCUUCGUCGUGACAACUGCCUGUAUUGCUACAAGACUGACUCGGAUUCGCAACCAGUGGGAGCGGUAAUGCUCCUGAAGUACGACGUGGAGCAGACGCCUGAAUCGAGAGUGCACAGUUUCGCGAUAAAGAAACACGGUGCCCUGACGCUGCGAUUGGCGGCCGAUACCGAGGAAGCGGCAGCACGAUGGACGACGGUUAUACGCGAAGCUGUCGAGAGGAACAAUCAGAUCGACACUUGGCUGGACUCUUCGUUAAGAAUGAAGGAAAUGGCUGCGUGCGCGAUUCAGAGGCCAGAUUGUUUCGGGUAUCUGAGCAAGCAGCAGGAACAUGCUCGAAAGACAUCCUCACCCACCGGCUGGUCCAGGCGAUAUUGCGUGUUGAAGGACGCCGCGCUAUACUUCUACGAUGACGCCAACGCCGAGAAAGCAUUCGGCGUGGCAUAUCUGCACGGUUUUAGGGUGUUUAUUAGCGCUGCGAGUUCUGGCGGCAGGAAGCACGCCUUUGAGUUACAACCACCAGACCCCACGCAGAGGCAUUACGUCUUCGCUACCGAAUCAGAGAUAGAUAAGAAACGGUGGGUGGCUGCUCUCGAAUAUUCGAUUGACAGAUGGAUAAAAAUAGGUUGAUGCGAAACAAAAUCCGCCCUACGACGAAUUCAACGAGACACAGUAGCGAAGAUCGUCCAAGAAAAUCCUCGUCCGUAUUCGUUUCCGGUUCCUAACACACUGUGAAUCAUCCGCGACGAUCGCCAUUGUCACAUCGACGAUCGUCGCACGCUCGUGGAUGUUGCAUGAUUUUUUUUUCGUUUCAACAACAUUGAUAACUAACGUUAAAUCUCAUCAUCAAGGUCAUAGCCGAGAUUCUAGCUGCUGAUUAACGUUACGUUAAAUUGUUCAAAUAAAAGUCAACGCUAAAAACGUGCAGCUUGUAUUCCAUUGCGCGCAAUCUGCUUAGUCGCUGGAUGUAUCAUCGUUGUGCCGUCGUAAUUGUUUAUCAGCAAUUUAUCCAAUGAUUUCAUUGAAUCGUCGAGACUAUUUGCGCAGAGACUGAUGUCGUUGAAAUUCUCCUGAGUAUUUAGUGUGUAUUUGUACAGAAUCGAAAAAUCUAAACUUAUUUAAAAAUUCUAAAAUCAAUUUCAAUUUUAGUACUUUGGAACCCAUCACGUUACGCGCGCGCGCGCUUUUCCAUUUAAUAUUUCCCAUUCAUCGUACGUGUCAUCAUCGAUGUAGUACUUUACGGACUUUGAUAAAAAAAGAAAAAAAGUGAAAUUGUAAAGUACAGGUGGACAUUAAAGAAUCGGAAAGAACCUUCUCUUUCUCUCCUUUCAUGCAUCGUGCAUCACAUAAUGCAAUCCAUUGAUUUGCGACGAUUUUGAUACAUUUGCGAGAACAGAGACCGUCCGAGGUCCUGUCUGUCACUGAAAUGCUAUACGCACAUGAAGAUAAUUCUGCAGCUGGGAAGAAUAUCUUCAAAAACAACGUUCAUCGCUUGAGUAAUUGUAACGGCAGAAUCGGUAGAGAGACGAAGAACAUUUUACAAACACUUUACGAACGCGUACGUGCAUGCGUAGCGAUAGUUGCGCGUAUGCAGCAUAUGUGCAUGUGGAAUUGCCAUUAAUUGUAUCGCUAUUCUUACCAACGCCAAUAUUUGUAAUGAUCCAGAAUCGCGGAACUUUAUCCCCUUUAUAAGAGCGGGAAAAAUGCGAUGAUGAGACGCGUGUGCGUUAUUUGCACGAUGAAGGGAAAAAAAUCGCGCAUCUUUGACAAGAAUCCCGCGCGUAUCCUCGGCGCAUACAUGGUAGAAUAACGAGAGAAAACCAACGUACAUUUUAAAGAGAAGCUACACUGGCACAUCAGGUUCAUACUGAUCCUGCCCGCUCUUACCGGUGUACGCAAAACGUUCUAUGGAAUUACCGGUACACAUUUUAUAGAUAUUUUGUAGAGACUGAAUUAACAAGAGAGAAAAAGAGAGAUCACACGAGACGAUAAACGCUCGCUGCAAUAUGUCAGAGAGCAGCGGCGUGAAAUUAUUAACGUGACUGCGUUAUAGUUCUCCCUUGAAUUAAUUCCAAAUGCGCUCAUCGAAAAGAUUUUUUAUUAAAGGUCGACAAUUUUAGUCGACGCAAUUUACGACGAAAUUUAUGAUUCUCUCUCACGUUGAAAAUUUGAAGAACAUUACCAUAAGCGUGGCCUCACAUUUUCUUUAAAAGAAAACUCGGCUACAGGCAAUUUAAACAAAUUGUUAAAAUAUGUGCCGAUAAUUUCGGAGACAUUCCGUAAAAUUUAUGAGAAUUUUUCAUUUUGGAAGUUCUUUCGAAUUGUACGUGUAUAUAGUAUUAUCGAACCACUUGAAUUACAUAUAUAAACUUAUUUCUCCUCUUUUAGACACGUCUCUUUUUUAUUAGUGUGCAUUAUCGAGUGUGUAUGUGUGUGUGUGUGUACUUUAUUCACGUAUCAGAAAUGCCGACGAAAUGACGAUGCAAGAUUCUCGAGACCAUCAACCCUGUGCAGAAAAAUUGGAACAGGAAAUACAUAGGAUUAAGCAAAGAAAAGACAAAGCGUGCGCUAUCGGCGUGACGGCGUGGCGCCGAAUUUAAUAGCGUCUUCGAUGAGAGGGACCGUCGCAAACAUGAAGAAGCAGUGAAGGGAAAAACAGGAAGAUAUGCAGGCGCGAAGAACAAGACAUACCGACGAUACCGUCGUUCCGGAGUACAUUGUUCCACGGUCGACCGGUCGACUAGGGUUUAUUAGAGAAUGACACGUUUAAAACACGUUUGACAGCUUGUGUAUAUCGAAAGGAGCCUCGAUCACAAUCGCUCAAAAUCUUAGCUAAUAAAAAAAUAGAAUACAAUUUAA
Molecule: messenger RNA, 4651 nt
Organism: Ooceraea biroi (clonal raider ant)
Lineage: Eukaryota; Metazoa; Arthropoda; Insecta; Hymenoptera; Formicidae
Molecular function (GO): protein binding
Source: RefSeq, a predicted model, not a curated record